Adineta ricciae is the source of this 822-nucleotide messenger RNA. The record is from the annotation of a GenBank genome assembly. NCBI's taxonomy places the organism in Eukaryota, Metazoa, Rotifera, Eurotatoria, Adinetida, Adinetidae.
AUGAUUUCAACCGUAUUCAUCACUGGCUUUGGUAUCAAUGCGCAAAAUUCUAGUGCACUUUUAUGUAAAUUAUAUAUCUAUGUCGGAUUUACGUUUUCCACGCUUUUCCCUACAAUUCUCAUUCUCGCUUCAAUUGAUCGUUUAUUAAUUUCAUCCCAAGAUACCAGCACACGUCUGUACAGUUCUCGACGUUUAGCAUAUUUUUCUAUUAGUUUCAAUGCAAGUUUUUGGUCAAUUUUCUUCGUCCACGUUCUUAUCAAAGGAAACAUCAUUCGACUAUAUCCCGGCUUUUACCUGUGUUAUUUUGACGCGAAUUAUCUUAAUUUUGUCUCUUAUUCGUCACUGGUUAUUAACGCAGCGGUUUGUUUGGCAAUGAUUGUAUUGUCAAUGUUCGCAUUUAAGAAUGUUCGCCACAUUCGUGUGAUACCAACUCAGCAAUUACGCAAACAACUUCGAACAAUGAACAAAAAAGAUUUUCAAUUACUUCGAUGUUUAUUCGUUCAUGAUCUUGUUUAUAUCAGUUUUAGUAUUUUCAUAAAUGUCUAUUAUGUUUACGAUGCAGCAACCAAAUCUCAAACACGGACGUCAUUGAGGUCAACAAUAGAGAGUUUUGUUGAAAACUUCCUUUUGUUUUUGCAUCAUGUACCAUUUUGCUGUAGCUUUGUUAUAUUUAUUAUCGUAUCGAAAGCUUUUCGCAAUGAAGUAAAACGAAUGGUUUACAAAAUAUUGGGAAAAACGAUCGUGAUCGUACGUGAAGAUGAGAAUAGAGCAGAAGUUUUUGAAAAAGGUUGUGUAGAACGGCAAAUUGUAUCCCUUACUUGA